This is a messenger RNA of Sinocyclocheilus anshuiensis, 1076 nucleotides long. RefSeq lists its product as uncharacterized. The coding region runs from base 302 to 1066 and encodes 254 amino acids. NCBI's taxonomy places the organism in Eukaryota, Metazoa, Chordata, Actinopteri, Cypriniformes, Cyprinidae. The transcript has 3 exons. The record is from RefSeq and is a predicted model, not a curated record.
GAGGAACGGCAGAGCGGAGUCACGGGGGACCUUUCUUUACUCGGAAGCAGUAACACAUGAGGGAAAAUAAACAUAAGGAAGGAGGAGGAAGCGGCUGCGAUGUGCGUGCGACGUCUUCUGGUCAUGGAAGACGUUUUUGGGACACUUUGCGUUUUGGGAUAGCUUCUGUUUUAAUAUAUUAGGAGAUACGAAUUGGCAAAAUAAAUGAACGCCGGAGUUAUCCGUGAAAUUGUAGCCCCUCUGGCAAAGAACUGCCACACCUUCAUCAUCAGUGUAACAGGUUUUCUACACAACUGUCCAGAUGGGUUGCAGUUGCUGUAGGAUGAUAAAAAGUUACAUCUAUGACCCCUCAGCUCCUGUAGAAGUUCCUGGUCAGAAGCGGGACCCCACCAGCAGCUGUCUGUAUCAAUCUCACAGAUUCCCAGAGGAGGUGGACCACAUUCACAAGAAACAGGGCUUCCACAACCUGGCAUACAGCAACCAACCCAGUCCGACCAAACUCGACAUAGACAACAACCACAUCAACCGGCUCCAUGCUAACAUUCCAGGCGAGCAGAUCCGAUCGAGCCCAGCAGAGGGUGACCCGAGUCUUUACAUCCUCCAGCCCGAGGGCAAGGGGACACCCAUAAAAGCCGCCCCCACCUUACGCACCAACCCACCCAUACAGAACGAUUCGUUGUUGGGAACGGAACCGGGCAAGCGAGAGGACAGAUUUCGAGACUCUGGGCUGGGCGGCGGAGGGAUAACAGACGGGACAGAGGGAUCAGAUGGAUAUCCCUAUGGACAGGAGGAUGAAGAUGGGGACAGGAAGAGCAGGCUGGCCGUUACUCCGGACACGGCCGAUGAGGAGAGUGUGCUGUCUGUGGACAUACACACCAGCAGUACGAGCCUCUCCUCAGCAGACACAAAUCUCAUGGUAGAGGACAGAGAAAAGGAAGGACCCUCGAUCGUGAGAGGAGCGCAAGAGAGAGAGAAAGAGAUCGAUUGUGUGAGCGUCACAGACUCAAUGGUGGCAGAGGCCUUGGCCGCUCUCGAUGCUGCAACUGCGGGAGAGGAUUCUGAGUGACGGUCAGGUG